CUCAGUGAUCCAUGCUCUCGCGGCAGCAGCAGCUGAGGCGCAGCCCGAGUCCAUCCCCUCCUUCUGAUGUGCGUUAUUACAAGCAGGAGUACCCAAUCAAACACCUAUCGCAUCGAUUCUCUCAGCGGCUUCCCAACGCGCGCGGACAAAAUAAGCAAACGGCAGCGCGCGGGCGACAAGUCCGUCCAUCUCCUCUUUUAAGCUUUUUGUCUUUACCCUGGUUUGUUUAUUAUAAAAGAGAUGGACGUCUGAAAGACGGUGGGCACCUGGAGUCUUUGGGAUUUUCACAGAAAUCUAUCGGCGACAGAUGUUUUUUUUUUUUUUUUUUUUGGGCUUUUCAAAUUGUAUGCGGUAAACGUUACUCGGACCGGAUUCCUCAUGGAUAACACGUUUAUUCAAGCGGUCGACUUGCCUGUUGCAGCUUCCAGCGCGGAGUGAGUGAGGAUCGCACUGAGGCACGAGCGGUUUUCCUCCCCACAGUCUCCGUCAUAUCCAGAAGACGCGCGGGGGGGGAGAGAAAGCGGGAAGAGACGGAAAAUCCCGCUUCGUCUUCAUCCUCGUCAGAUCUUGCCGUCUGAUUUUUUGGUUUGAAAACUGCCAAUACAUGUCAGGCGUGUGAAAGCGCCCCGGGUGCCGUGUAUCAGAGCAGAAGCGGAGCAGCUUCUCGGGGCUCCUAAAAAAAAAAAAAAAAAACCCUGAAAGAGAAACAUGCCGCGGAGGAAACAGCAAGCCCCACGGCGCUCGGCAGCAUAUGUGCCAGAGGAGCUAAAGGAGGCUGCCUUACUAGAUGAAGAUGUUGAAGGAGAGGAUUCAGCUGUGGAGGAGGAACCUGCAAUGAAGUAUGUGUGCCAGGACAAGGACUUACUCCUUAAAGACAGGCAAGGCUUCCAUGAUUCUCCACCGGCGGAUUUCUCUAGCCAUGAAAUGGACAGCGAAUCACACCUGAGUGAGUCCAGUGACCGCAUGUCAGACUUUGAGAGUGCCUCAGUAAAGAAUGAAGAAGAUAUUUCAGCCAAGGAGCCCCUCACAUCUCUUUCAUCAACUUCAUCUGUGAUGAUGACGACAACAGCCACGCCAAGCAGUGAGGAGACAACAACUUUAGGCCCAGACAGCCUGGAGCAGAUGAAAGCUAUCUACACUAGCUUCCUGACCAACUCUUACUGGUCAUCGCUGAAUUUGAAUAUGCCUCAGCAAACAGCAGAAAAGCCCCCACGUAGUCACAGUAGUAGCAGCAGCAGUAGCAGCAGCAGCAGUAGCUGUGGUAGUGGUGGUUACGACUGGCACCAGACAGCAGUGGCUAAGACCUUGCAUAAUGUUUCACAGAACCAGAGUAGACUGCUGCACCCAGCAUCUGAGCCAAACCUCUUCAGUACUGUACAGCUUUAUCGGCAGAGCACCAAACUCUAUGGUUCCAUCUUCACUGGUGCAAGCAAGUUCCGCUGCAAAGACUGCAGUGCUGCCUAUGACACUUUGGUUGAGCUCACUGUGCACAUGAAUGAGACGGGCCAUUACAGAGAUGAUAACCAUGAGACAGACAGUGAAGGUACCAAGCGCUGGUCGAAGCCUCGCAAGCGUUCCCUGAUGGAGAUGGAAGGAAAAGAGGAUGCCCAGAAAGUUCUUAAGUGCAUGUACUGUGGCCAUUCAUUUGAGUCACUGCAGGACCUUAGUGUUCACAUGAUAAAGACAAAACACUACCAAAAAGUGCCUCUUAAGGAACCAGUAACUCCUGUGGCAGCCAAGAUUAUCUCUUCAGCUCGUAAAAGAGCCCCCAUUGAACUAGAAUUCCCCAGCUCACCAGAUUCCAAUGGUGGCACCCCCAAGCCUUCUUUGUCUGACCCCAAUGACUUUCUUCAAAAGACCCCCAAUCCCUACAUCACAUCUAACAAUCGGUAUGGACACCAGAAUGGUGCUAGUUAUGCAUGGCAGUUUGAGUCACGGAAAUCCCAGAUUCUGAAGUGCAUGGAGUGUGGAAGCUCACAUGACACACUACAGGAGCUGACAGCCCAUAUGAUGGUCACAGGACACUUCAUCAAGGUUACUAAUUCUGCCAUCAAGAAAGGCAAACCUAUCAUGGAGUCAAUGUCCACAACGGCUCCUAACACCAUAACUACUAAUGAAGAAAAGGUACAGUCAGUGCCACUGGCUGCCACCGCAUUUUCCCCACCACCACCUGCACCUCCUCCCCCUUGUAUCUCCCCUGCCAUCACACCCAUGGAGAUUAAAAAGGAGGAGAAGGAAGUGGAAUGUACCAAGGAGAUAAAUGAUAGCAAAGACAAGAAGGCAACAGACAGUGAGACAGACGAGAAGUUUGAAGUCUCAUCAAAAUAUCCAUAUUUGACAGAGGAAGAUCUUGAAGAAAACCCUAAGGGGGGGUUUGACAUUCUCAAGUCUCUCGAGAAUACAGUAACAUCUGCCAUUAACAAAGCACAGAAUGGCACACCCAGCUGGGGAGGCUACCCCAGUAUUCACGCGGCCUACCAGCUUCCAAACAUUAUGAAACUGUCCCUGCGCAGCUCAGGGAAAAGUUCUCCUCUGAAAUAUAUGUUUUCAGGAGAAGAGAUCCUGUCUUCUAUCAAAAGCCAGCCUCUAAUUUCUCCACCUAGUUGCCAAACAUCCCCUUUGCCCAAAAACAACUUCCACGCCAUGGAGGAGCUAGUCAAAAAAGUCACAGAAAAAGUGGCCAAAGUAGAGGAGAAGAUGAGGGAUCCUGGAGCUAGAUCUUCCCCACUUAGACGUACUACACCCUCCCCUUGCAGUAGCGAUGCAGGGGAAUCUGCCAGAGCGGAGUCCCCAAAGGAAAGAAGAGGAGCCAAAACCCCUGAGACUAAUGGGGGUGGAAACACUCACAAAGAUUCAAAUGGUGAUGCGCUUACAAAAGAGUUUCCGGAGAAUGGUACUGACCAUGUUGUCAAAACCCCUGUGUCUAACUUAUGCAGCAGCACUGCAAUUAUAACCGACCAUCCUCCAGAGCAGCCAUUUGUCAACCCUUUAAGUGCGCUUCAGUCCGUCAUGAAUGUUCACCUAGGAAAAGCUGCCAAACCUGCCCUGCCAUCCCUUGACCCCAUGAGCAUGCUCUUCAAGAUGAGCAACAGCCUGGCAGAAAAGGCAGCUAUAGCUGCCUCCACUCCAUCUCAGACCAAAAAAAACAACGAUCAUCUAGACCGUUACUUCUACCACGUCAACAAUGACCAGCCUAUUGACCUGACCAAAGGCAAGAGUGAUAAGAGCAACUCCCUGAGAUCUGCUGCCCUGUCCUCCUCUACCUCCACUCCCACCUCAAUUUCACCAUCAUCAGCCAUCACCAUGGCAAAAGCCUCAUCUGCUGUGGCUUCCUUCAUGUCCAGCUCGCCUCUGCGCGAAAAUGCCCUGUCCGACAUCUCAGAUAUGCUACGCAACCUCACAGAGAAUCAUGCUUCCAAGUCCUCCACGCCAACGAGUCUUUCAGAGCGCUCAGAUAUAGACGGAUCGACGGCAGAGGAAGCAGAGGAGAUCUCUCCCGCUCAGAAACGAAAGGGUCGGCAGUCCAACUGGAAUCCUCAGCAUCUACUUAUCUUGCAGGCACAGUUUGCCUCCAGUUUGCGGCAAACAGGUGAUGGCAAGUACAUUAUGUCAGACCUUAGUCCACAGGAGCGCAUGCAUAUUUCCCGCUUCACUGGCCUCUCAAUGACAACCAUCAGCCACUGGCUGGCCAACGUCAAAUACCAGCUGAGGCGGACAGGUGGCACAAAGUUCUUGAAAAAUCUAGACUCUGGCCACCCUGUCUUCUUCUGCAGUGACUGUGCAUCACAGAUUCGUUCCCCCUCUACCUACAUCAGCCAUCUUGAGUCACAUCUGGGCUUUCGGCUUAGGGACCUGGCUAAGUUGUCUGGAGAGCAUCUUGUUACCCAGAUCUCACGCCAUAACAAGGGGCUUUGUGAGAAACUGCUUUCAACCCAAGCACAUUCAAUCCCCAACCCCAGCCCUCACUCACAUUCCCCCUCCCCUUCCCCAGAUGAGGAGGCAAAUGGCACCUCAUAUCAGUGUAAACUGUGUAACCGGACUUUUGCCAGCAAGCACGCUGUCAAGCUCCAUCUUAGUAAGACCCAUGGUAAAUCCCCUGAGGACCAUCUUAUGUAUGUUAGUGAACUUGAGAGACCUUAGCGAUGGCCAAGGACAGGAAAGUAAUUAAUGAAGAACUAACUUCACAGCAAACUACUGUUUAGUUUUGGCACAGCAUUUGGAGUUUUUCUCUGGGGAACACUUAUUUGGCCCUAGAGACAUUACUUUUCUGCUUUUUUAUUUCACAAUGAAAAACAAAGAAAAUUAUAACAAAUGAUUUUCUAACUGUGCAGUGCUGAGUGAAGAGGUCACUGGUAAAAUAUGAAGGUAAAUAAAAAUACUUAAAAUGAAGUUGUAUGUAUUUGAAAGUUGUGUAAAUUGAUUUUUCUUUUUUUUAUUAUUAUUAUUUUGCAUCCUUGAGAUGCAAUAAGCUGCAUGCAUUAUUGAACUGGUUUAGUUCAAUAUUUGUUAACUAAAUCUGAGCUUUUCUUUAUCUCUCUCUUUACUUCUCUCUUAUUUUUACACCCCCCACCACCCCCCUUUUUAUGUGACCUAAGUAUGCUGGUAUCAGCAGAAUAAUUUAACCCUCUGAGUACGCCUUAAUGUUUCUAUAUUUACAACCCCCCCACCCCCCACCUCCAAAAACUUAACUAAAAAAUAUAUAUGCAUAAAAAGAGAGAAAUUAAGAGAUUUGAUAUCACCAAGUUUACAUGUAUUUGAGUGGGUUAAAUUCAAGGGUAUUUUAGCUAUCCACUAAAAAUUGCAUUGUCUGAUAGAUCACCCCUUACACAGCUUGCAGUGAAGAAAUAUAUGUGAAUCCAAAAUAGCAGUUUUUAGUUUGCUCAAAUCAGGGGCCUUUAUGAAUUCAGGUCAGUGUAAAAAUAUGUAAAUAAACAAACAAACAAACAAAAAACGUAAACUAAUUUCUGUCUAAAUUAUGCAUCAUUUUAUAUUUUUUAAUUUAAGAUGAGUAUGACUAUCUACUGGUGCACAAUAUAUGAAGACAUUAAUGAAAUUGUUUUGCACAAUAGUUUUAUACAUAUAUUAUUUAAUCAGAAGAUAUGAAAAUGAGAAGAACAAAAAUCACCCUAAAGUUUUAUUUCCACCUUGUGCUCAAAGGGUUAAACGUAUUGACAGUACUUUUUACCAUCAUUUCACUUAAAAAAAAAAAGAUGCUACUUUAUAAUGUAAGGAGGAAUUCCACAAUGUCAUCUUUUUAUUUAUAAACACUCUUGGUUGUUGUUUCACAUUGUAGAAUGCCUUUCGAUUGAAAUCUUUUAUUUUGUUGUUCUGUCUAAUUAUUCCUCCAUAAAGCCACAAUUCAGCUUCAUCAUUUUGGGGAAUAUGAAUGGUAACCAUGGUUACCUUACCUCCAAUUGACAGUUCUGUUAUGUUUUGGCAGUUAAUUUAGUAAAGUAACUGAGAGCUGCCAGUGAAUGGAAAUCUUAUAUGUAAAAUAUUGGCAUGUUAACAGCACAGGCACUGUUAUGCAUUCUGUGCCAUGUUUCUUUUGUUUAUUUUUUAUUAUUGUUGUUGUUGAUAAUGAAGAACACAUUAUAUGACUUCAUAUAACCUUUUUCUACUGCAGCAUUAAAUUGAAAUUGUUUUGGUUUUUAGCAAUAA
Molecule: messenger RNA, 5661 nt
Organism: Carassius gibelio (silver crucian carp)
Lineage: Eukaryota; Metazoa; Chordata; Actinopteri; Cypriniformes; Cyprinidae
Product: teashirt homolog 3
Exons: 3
Coding region: 709-4140 (1143 amino acids)
Biological process (GO): regulation of transcription by RNA polymerase II
Cellular component (GO): nucleus
Molecular function (GO): DNA-binding transcription factor activity, RNA polymerase II-specific; DNA binding
Source: RefSeq, a predicted model, not a curated record